This is a messenger RNA of Haemorhous mexicanus (house finch), 881 nucleotides long. RefSeq names its product large ribosomal subunit protein mL50-like. The transcript is spliced from 2 exons. Gene Ontology annotation, cellular component: mitochondrial large ribosomal subunit; mitochondrion. The record is from RefSeq and is a predicted model, not a curated record. Lineage: Eukaryota; Metazoa; Chordata; Aves; Passeriformes; Fringillidae.
ACGGCGCCCGGCGCGCCCCCGGAAUGGCGGCGGUGCGGGCGCUGUGGGUGGCAGCGCGGCAGCGGCCGGGGCUCGGCCCCGCGGGGCUCAGGGCGCUGUGGGGCGGCAGCAGCAGGAAGGAGGUAAGAGAAGUGAAAGCAGACGGAGCAGUUCCUGAGAAGGAGGAGAGGAGUGAGCCCAGCCUGAUCCACCCUCCGCCCCGCCGCCGGAGCUACAUCCCGCCCGAGGACCUGCAGAGCUGACUGGAGUCCCACAUCAGGGAGGUCUUCAGGCCCUCUGUUCCCGAGGACUGGCAGCAGGCUCCCCUGCAGGAGAACCGUCUGAAGCACCGCCUGCUGGCCCGGCUGGCGGUGGAGCUGGGACACGCCGUGCCCAACUUGCAGCUGCACCGCAUGCGCCACGCCGGGGACGUGCUGGGUUUCUAUCGCACCCCCGUCAGGGACCGCACCAAGAUUGAUGAACUCGCGGCCGCAGAGCUGCCCUCAAACCUGAAAAUCAUCUGGCAGCAGUGAGUCCCCCCAUGCAGGAUCCCUGUGCCUGGCUGGUGCUGCAGGGCAGCAGCAGAGCCCUCUGGUUGGUCUGACAUCUGUGAAUUUCAGUAAUAGAAGUUCACUGAAAUCACUCAGUAAUGGUGAAGUCUCCAACAGCACUGUAAAAUCAGCUGCUAUCAGGCAUCUUGUUGAAUUCUCCAAUGUCUGUUAAGGGCCCUGGUUUUUAAGUUCUUUUGCUGUGUUAGUUUUUCUUCCCAUCUAAGUGAUGAUGCAGGUCUGCUUUAAUCGAAGGAGGCAAGCAGUGAAGUCAAGAGGACAAGAAAAUAAACAGUCGGAGAAAUGCAUAGUACUUUAUGAGUGUUUUCUAUAAAACAAGUUUUUUACAAACAA